UCAAUUUUGCUUCGUAAUUUGGUGCUAUUUCAGCAUAUGCUCUCGUUUGCUUGUUUAUGAAAGCUUGCCCUGGGAUUGUUAAUUAAUUGCAUAAGCUGGUCCUUUGGAAAGCAAUGCUGAACAGCUCAAGACGUGGAGCACAAGUUAAAGGAAACAGACAAGCGGAUGUCUUGAAUGACACCAGCCUUCUUUUGGACUCGCUUCGAAAUGAGGUCAGCAUCCUGUCCCGGAAGCUGGGCAGUAAGACAGAGGCUCUGGCUAUUAUGGCCAAGGAGUUGGAGCAGUGUCGACAGGACCGAGACCAGUUCCGUGCGCUGCUGGAGCAGCUCCGUGGCAGUCACAAGGCGGCGGCGGGCAGCAGCUGGAGCGCGGUGGCCACCGACGCCGGCCUGCGCCACCAGCUGGCCCUCUCCCGGCAGCAGUGCGCCGAGCUGCAGCACACCGUCACCGAGCUCACCGUCAAAAUGGAGGAGGUCUGCGGAGACAUGAUGGUGCUGCGCCGUGACGCGGUGCGCCGCCGGUGUCCGGUACGCGCCGACUCUGCCGAGUCCUCAGCGGAGAGCACCGAGGACAUGGUCCACAAGAUGGAGCAGCUCCAGGACCAGUGUGACCAACUGCGCCGUGACCUGGAGCUGACGUUGGACGAAAAGGAGGAGCUGGUCACCCAGCGGGACGCUUACAAGGGCAAGACGCACCGGCUGAACCACCAGCUGCAGGUGGCGCUGCGCGCGCCGGCCGACAGCGCCCUCGACGUCGACUCGCUGGUCACAGAGAACAGGUACCUCCGGGAGCAGCUGUCGACAUCUCAGGACGAGCUGGAGCGGCUACAGAGGGUCUGCUCAAAGUACAAGUCGCUGCUCGAGGCUCGUAAGAAGAAGGGCAUUCUGCGUCCGGGCUCCUCAGACUCCUCGGCUCUCAUUGUCACGAAGCGCCAGGUGGCCGAGAUGCUGCGCUCGCAGGGCGACGGCCAGCUGUUGGACACGCCGGCCACGCUGUCGGACCUGCGCUCGCUGUGCGCCGCGCUGCUGGAGCAGCUGCAGGACAAGUGUACGGCGCUCACCCACCAGAGGAAGGCCAACAGGCUGCUGGCCGAGCAGUGUGCGGCGCUGAGGCAGCAGGCAGCCCGACACGGGCUCUCCAUCCAGCCGUCAGCUGAUCUCAUGGCAGGCUACUCUGCUACACACAUAGACCGAGAGAGUGAACAGCUGCUGGCCGAUGAUGACCCGGAGGUCGCUCCCAACGGCGCGGACAGCGCCGCCAGUCCCCGGGCCGACGGCAGCGCUCCGCCGUCCCCGGCUCGGGCGGGAGCGGCCGCCGCUGCUCCUCCCACCAACGGCGCAGAGCGGCACAGUCCGCCGGUCCGACUGACCCGCCAGCCGCCGCACCAGUCUAGUCCGGGCCAGAGCGGCGACCGGCCGACCCGCCAGCCGCCGCACCAGAGUCCGGGACAGAGCGGCGACCGGCCGACCCGCCAGCCGCCGCACCAGUCUAGUCCGGGCCAGAGCGGCGACCGGCCGACCCGCCAGCCGCCGCACCAGAGUCCGGGCCAGAGCGGCGGCCGGUCCGCGGGCCCGGCGACCCCGGGACGCUCCCCGGGCCGGCCCCAGCGGCGGCCGCAGUACGAGGACGAUGAGGACGAGGAGAUCCUCUCCAUCCAGGAGCUGGACCGCUACGUGCGCUGUCUGCGGCGGCCGGCGCCGACUGGUCCGGAGCGGGACGGCGGGGCGGCGGACGGCGCGCCCGCCAGCCCGGCGCGGUCCCAGGCGGACAGUGAGCCGGGCAGCCCGCGCGCACCGCCCGCUCCGGGCCAGGGCAGCCCGCGGCGGCCCGCGGCACAGCCGGCCGUCCAGGUGGUGGGCAGUCCGGUCCGCUCGGAGUCGCAGACGGCGCCGCCCGGCGACGCUGACUCCGGCGAGCUGCCCGCAGAGCUGGAGCGGCUCUACAGACAGGCACUGGACCAGCUGCGGGCCGGCGACCAGGCCACGUGACCGGCCGCCUGACCCGGGCAGCGGAUCACGUGACUGGUGUCCUGCACCGGCGACUAAAUCACAACACCGGCCCCGUGACUCGUCAACCAGCCCGCAUGACCUAACACCUGCAUUGGCGACCAGAUCACGUGACCGGUUGCCUGACCUGGUGAGGGGAGAACGUGGUCGGCUACCUGACUGUAACCACCGGCCGCCAAACCCGGCGACUAGAUCACGUGACCGGCCGCCUUAAGGCCUGGCUACACUAUGCGUUUUCUGCGUGCGUUUUUGCAGGUUUGCGUGUUUUGCGUAAUAUCGUUCUAGGAAAAAGGUUAUAAACAAUAUAAUUUUUACUUUGGUUAUACACAAAAGCUAAUAUAACUCUUAUGUAACUAAAAUUUAAGGUGAAAAAACAUCACAAAAACGUAAUAUCGUUCUUUUUUCUAGAACGAUAUCACGCAAAACACGCAAACACGCAAAAAACGCACGAAGAAAACGCAUAGUGUAGCCAGGCCUUUACCCGGUGUGGGAUUGACGUGACGGGAGCCGUCGUGCCUGUCCUGCAGGACGGGCCAGUGGCUCGGUCGAGCUGACAGAUCAGGCCUGCUGACAACCCAUGAACCAACGGCUGGUUGUUUAGUGAGCCAAGAUCGCUGACCGAGGCACGCUGAUUGAGCUAUGACAGGUGGCGCAGUCAGUAUUCGUGGUACGGCGACCGAUCUGGGCGGGCGUUAUCGCUGGUGGAGUGACUGCCUGUCGGGACUUCUGCAGUGCCAUAACCGUGUCAUGGCCGUAUCACGGCCGUGGCUUUCGUGAGAUGACCGUGGUAUGUCACCGACUUGUCAGGAUAGACGAAACGUGCGUACUUUGGGAGUGAUACGGAAAACUUACGCAUUCCGUAAACAGGUCUCCUUUCACGGUGAUCGCUUAUUAGGUGUAUUUAAAGCCCCGUACUUAUUUAUUUACCUCGUCGUCUAGUCAUGUUCUGUGAUAGUUUUCUCUUCAGCGUUGUUUUCGUGUAUGAUUUUGAAUAUAUGAACCAUUCCUUUAUUAUCUACCAGCAUGAAAAAUGCCUGUUUGAAAGCUAAGUUAAACUAUCGGGAUUGAUUCGUCAAUUUCUGUUGUAAUCCACUUUUGGCAUCACUGACCUCAAUGUAUCAACUGUGAAAUGGCAGCUUUGACAAUUGACCUAUGUGCAUACCUACGUUACAGUGUUAGGCAGUUAUGCUACUUGUCAGUGUGUAAUACAUGCUUGCCAAAUCAA
Molecule: messenger RNA, 3231 nt
Organism: Amphibalanus amphitrite
Lineage: Eukaryota; Metazoa; Arthropoda; Thecostraca; Balanomorpha; Balanidae
Product: coiled-coil domain-containing protein 149-like
Exons: 10
Coding region: 114-1988 (624 amino acids)
Source: RefSeq, a predicted model, not a curated record